AUGUGUGAUAAUAAGUCAACAUCAGGUAGUGCUGUCGGCUGCUAUAAUGGUAGCAGUAUGAUUUGUUCGGCCGACAGUGGACUCGAACUUGAUAAAAGUGGUAUUCAUCCAAUGAUAAAAUCAAGUCUCUCACAACAACGUCAUUAUGGAACAUCACCGAAUUUUAGUUGUUAUUCGUCGCGCAUCUCGCCGCCUCGAACAUCCACAUCUUCGGGAGUUGGUGUCAGACGAGCGACAUCUUUUCAUAAUACCACUACAUCGUCAACCAAUAGGAAUAGUGCUAAUUAUGAUGAUCUGACUUCGGCAAUGCCAAUUCACGAAAUGCGUUACCGCUUCAGCCCGUCACAGUUUCAGUUGCAGAGGUUGCUGGACGCUUUUGAGAAGGAGCAGAAAAGUUUUGGCGAUGAAUCGAAACGUUCUAUUGAAACGCUUGAGGAGAAGUGUAAGCAAUUUGCUGAUAAGCAAGCGAAUCUUCAAACGAACUUAUUGGAUCGAGAGAAUGAGAUUCGAUCGUUGAAGAUCCAAUUGAGCGAUUAUGCAAGCGUAAAAGAGCAAUUACGGAAGACUGAAAAUGAGCUGAAUAAGCAGAUACUCGAAGACAAGAGUAAGGCUAAUCAAAUCCGAGUUCUCAGCGAGGAGGCUGAAAUGGUCAAACGACAACACGAAUUGGAUAUUCGUCAGAAAGAAGAGGUGUUUUUGUUGCAUUCGCUAAUUAUUAAUAAACCUUUCAUCAUGAUCACAGACUAUUUUUUCAUUAUAAUCGAUGGGCUGGUGAAGAAGUUAAGUCUGGCUGAAGGAGAAAAUAAGCCGUUAGUCGAGAAGAAUGCCAAACUUCUUCUCGAAAUUGAUGUACUCAAGAAGCAGCUAGCUACAAAACAAGCUGAAUUAGAUAAAUGCAGUAAUUAUCAUGAUGAGAUAUUGAAAGCUGAACAACGUAUCGAGCAGAUUCGUUUAGAACGUGACGAAGUGCGUUCAACACUCAGUAAAGUACCUACCUGUGUGAUUUGUUUGGAUAAACGGAUGAGAUUUCAGCCGCAAAUGUUAUAUAUGCCCUGUUCUCAUUUCAUUUGCUGUGAAGUGUGCGGUAACCGAUUCGACCAUUGUCCAACAUGUCGACAAAAGAUAUGUGGUAAAAUCACAGUUUAUCAGUAA
Molecule: messenger RNA, 1152 nt
Organism: Anisakis simplex (herring worm)
Lineage: Eukaryota; Metazoa; Nematoda; Chromadorea; Rhabditida; Anisakidae
Source: the annotation of a GenBank genome assembly